AUUGAACACAGUCGAACAUGAAUAGAAUCAUGAUGAGAGUUUCGCCGGUGGAUAAUUUGAUUUAAAUAAUAAUCAUUUAUUUCUUUACUUAUAGACAAAUGUGUGGACUUAAAUCUUUCGCAGAACGUUUAAUGGGUCCAUUUUUCCGCGUGUUGUACAUUAAAUAAUGGAUUGGUUGAAAACAGUGACGUCUCGACUCGCAACCUUGGUUAUGGUUACAAGAAAAAGUGUAUUUUGAAAAUAUUUCCGAGUGUUUUCUUCCAGAAAACGUUUGUGAGAUAUUAUUCAAGUAAAACGAACACUUUGUUAGUAUUUUUGUUUUUGAUUAAUCGGUGCUAUGUCGGGCGGCAGGAGUAUCGACAAAGAGCGCAAGUCGCCCAGGGAAAGUGGGGAGGAUUCCGAGGAUGAAAGCGAAAUCCUGGAAGAAAGUCCUUGCGGCCGCUGGCUCAAAAGACGGGAAGAGGUGGAACAGCGUGAUGUUCCCGGCAUAGACUGCGCCCACCUGGCUAUGGACACAGAGGAGGGCGUAGAAGUAGUGUGGAAUGAGGUACAAUUCUCUGAGCGCAAAAAUUUUAAGGCGCAAGAAGACAAGAUUCAAGCCGUCUUUGACAACCUCACCCGGCUAGAACAUCCCAACAUCGUCAAGUUCCACCGCUACUGGACAGACACACACAAUGAUAAACCGAGGGUCAUAUUCAUAACGGAGUAUAUGUCUUGUGGGUCACUGAAGCAGUUUCUCAAACGUACUAAACGAAAUGUGAAAAGACUACCACUGCAGGCCUGGAAACGAUGGUGCACACAAAUUCUUUCCGCACUCAGUUACCUGCAUGGAUGCGAGCCUCCGAUAGUGCACGGAAACCUGACUUGUGAUACAAUCUUCAUCCAGCACAAUGGGUUGGUGAAGAUUGGAUCAGUGGCGCCUGAUGCCAUACACCACCACGUUAAGACAUGCCGCGAUAACAUGCGUAAUAUGCACCUCGUCGCACCCGAGUAUGGAUCAUCUCAAAUGGUUACACCGGCUAUGGAUAUCUAUUCUUUUGGUAUGUGUGCGCUGGAGACAGCGGCUUUGGAGAUCCAAGGCAACGGGGACUCUGGCAGCCACGUCACAGAAGAACAUGUCGCUCGAACUGUUGAAUCAUUAGAAGAGACGCGUCAGAAAGACUUCAUUUACAGAUGUAUCCAGAAGGAUCCGGCAAUGCGACCUACGGCCCGUGAGCUGCUGUUUCACCCGCUGUUGUUCGAGGUGCACUCGCUUAAGCUUCUGGCAGCGCAUACAUUGGUCAAUACAAGUGCUAACAUAUCAGAAACGAUAACGGACGAGGUUUGUGGCAGCGGUGGAGCCCUGGCCUGGUGUGUGAGAGACGGAGAGCGAAGAGAGUUGGACGCUCGGGAUUUACCACCACAUGCCGAGAAACUUGAGAAGUUCGUUGAGGAUGUCAAGUACGGCAUUUAUCCGUUAACUGCUUAUGGGUGGUGGUCCGGUGGGCGUCGGGCCGCUGGUGGAGGAAGGUCGCGAACCGCGACUGAGAGCGCUCCGGCCCCGCCAGAGCCACGCGCUCGAGACCGUGAGACACGACGAGUAGUCAACAUGAUGUGCUCUCUUAAGCCGCAGCCGCACCAUCCCGACGCUGAUGUUGCUGACUUGCUGAUGACCAUUCUAUUGCGUAUGGACGACAAGAUGAACCGCCAGCUCACGUGCGCUGUUUCACGCCGUGACUCUGCGCACGCGCUCGCCCACGAUCUUGUGCAACUCGGAUUCAUACAUGAGGCUGACCGCGACAAAAUCUGCCGGCUGAUGGAGGAGUCCUUCCGCAGCAGCUUCGGUACGGCUCCCCCGCCCCCCGGAGCCGCACCUCCUCCGCCUCCAGCCGCUCUGCCCCACCGCGCCCCUCAGCACGUCGCCAGCUAGUGUCCCCUUGCCGCGCGCCUGCUCUGCUGUCCCCUCCUACUGCUACUUUAAUCCCCUUUCCACGACUGGAACGUAAGUUCUUCAGUCCUACCGUAGUUGUUCUUUGAACAGCUGAACUUCUAUAGUUUUUUGAAGCUAGAAGACGCGCCUAAUAGACUAACUGAUUUUGUUUUCACAAUUAAUUAUAACAGUACUUGCUACGACUGUUAAUUUUAGUAUAGGAAAAUAUUCUGUCCCAUAGAAGAAUUCUUUGUACAUAGGACACGUGCGUUGAUUGUCAAAUAGAAAGUAUUGUAGGCAAAAUGGCGCGUCUUUACCACAAUUCACGUUUGAAUUAGUUUAAAAUAACAGUUACAAUACGAAACUAAAUUCAAACUUGAAUUUCUGGAUUCUUUAUUAAUCGCCGACUGCUUUGUAUGUUUGGGACCCAGUAUACAGGCGCGCACUGAGCGCUAUGGAGUGUUAUAUGUUAGGCAAUAGGGCAACGACCUUUUAAUAUGCGUUUAGACUGAAAUUUAUAAACCGUAAACCAAAUAUGGGGGAUUUUAACAACAAAACUACAUGCAAGAGAGAAUUUUUACUGUAUCCAUAUCAUCCAAUUUGUAAAAUAAAAUUAAACUAUAGUGUGAACCGUAUUCUAAAACGUCACUCCAACUUACAUCCACUUUCAAGACCUGUCAUUUUUUCUAUUUGAAGUUUGACAGUUCGUAGUCUGACGUGAGACUGUUGGAACUUGAGCGAGUGAUAAUGCAAUACUUUUGACGUUUUAUAAUUUUCAGUCUUAGUCCGUUGUCAAAUAUCUGAUCAAUUAGCACAGUCACAAUGUUUACUGCAUUUUAGAGAUGUUAUUGUGCGGUAAUGGCACGUCUGCUAGUCGAAUGAAUCUAGGCCCGAGUGAUUUGAUACGCUUUUACGUCUUUUAUAAGUCAUUAAACCACAAUGUGAUAAGGAAAAUGGCUAAGUACUCGACAAGAGUUUAAGUCCAUCUUUCGUUCUUCAAGUUUGAUUAAAUAUAUUUUUUAUAAUUUUAAUAACUUUAAACACUCAUAUAUAGGGGUCGCCAUAGCAACGCGAUUUUAUUCAAUAGUGUUACUUGAAAUUAACUAUAAACACUUAAAGCGUCUAGAUUUUAGACUCCACAUACACAUAAAUUUACGAACAAAUUUGAAUACGAUUUCAUUAGUUUUGUUUUGAGUGUUUUAUCUGAUUUUUAGAUAAUGCUUUUUCAAUUACAUUUCUAUGAAUACAAUAUACAGUAUUCAAAAAUUUCAUACAAAGAUUGGUACUUUACCAUUUUGCUUAUCAAACUAAAGUGGUAACUACGAUGACGAUACUCUGUUAUUAGGUGCACGUUAUACAUAAAACGAUUAAUAUAGAGAUUACAAUGUCGUGUCAGCAGCGUGUGUACUAAUUCUGAUGUUAGUCUUUAAUACAGUAGCGUGGGAAACGAACUUUGUAUUUUGAGCCGUUUGAACCAACGAAUUAUCAAGAUACAUCACAAUUAGCACCACUAUGCGAUAAAUUUUAAGGACAUAACUCCUCAUUUAUAAAAUUGAAUCAGUCUUAUUGUUUUCACUGAACUUACUUUCUAGCCGAUCUAAGAAUCGUCGCUGUCAUUGUAUUUAUGCUGAAAAGAGAUGGAUAUACUUCAGUCGAGACACUUUAGGACUGAUUCAAUUUUUUUAUAAGGGUUAGUAUUUAGAUCUGUAUGAAUGUGUAUAAAUGAGAUAUUUAAACUAUUUAAACGAUAGUCGUAGUUUAGGAAGGCUUCCUCUAGAGCUUUUCGUAAGUAAAUUGUAAGUAUACGGAGAUUGACGUACUCACUCGAAAGUAUCAUAAUUUUUUAGUUUUAUAUCUAUCAAUGCGUGGAUUGUAAUAAAUUUACAAAUUAACAUUUGAAUCCGGCUCAGUUUACCGCUUAAUCAUUUUUUCGACAAUUAUCGGUUUCUAUCAGGAGUUUAAAAAAUAGGUGCUUUUCUCGAAACGCUUUUCUUGUUUCUCUUCCGAGCUCGGUGCCAAAGCAGGUGCCAAUUUAGGCUUACAGACUUUCCUAAUUUCUCAAUCAAAUCAAUAUCUCCAAUAAAAUAUUAUCCUUUGUUUUUCCUUAUAACGUAUCACCGGUCAACAGAAAGGCUUCGAUAUAGCGGAGUGAGGCGACGUGUGCGUGAUGUCUAGUUGUAGUGUAAACGAAAGACUGGCUAAUGUUACGUAAGGUUUGGGGGCGCGCCUUGCUUGCCUCGGGUCGCAAUCAUUCAAAACAAAUCCUAGCACACAUUAGAAUCUGGCCUAAUAGCGUCAAUAGGACUUACAUUCGAAAUACCGAUGGCAAGUAAGGCGACGCCUAAAGGCAAGUAUAUAGCUAGUGAAGUGGCGAGCCCUAUGUAAAUAAUCGCUUUUAGUCUAGAGUAUAUAUAAAUGAAUAUACGUACCUAUUUCGAUAGCCGAUCGUUCAAUUUCUAUGUAAUCUUGCUUUAUCAUUAAAGUUUUAUUAGUCAUCUGUUUAUGCUACCGUAAAAUAGGUUUAGGCUCAUCACUAACACUGUUCCGUCUCGGAUUUUAAUAUUGACGUAGAAAAUCAUAUGAUUAUACCUCAUAGUCUACCUUGGGCAAUGUAUUGCGUUAUCUGUGUGAAUAUUUUGCGUGGACGCGUUUCGAUACUUGCCGAAAUCUUGGUAGUUCUACAGAGUACACACCGGUUCAUAAGUCUAGACUUCUAAGUGUUUAGAUUCUUUAACGCUUCGUAGGUAUACGCCGUGGUGCAUUUGUUAUUCGUUUUGUAUUGUUGCAUGUCGGCCGCGCCGGUCCAAUAUAGGCAGCAACGCAGUACAAUGGUACAAAUACUGACUUACAUGGCAUUAUUAGGUGUCCUUUAUGACAUGUAACAACUGCUGAAUUUUAUAGAGCUUAAUUGUAUAACAGAAUUGGUACCAUUGUAUUCAAGUCCGGACAGUCUAGCUCAUAAGUCUCCUUAUAUCUAAAACUGAAUGGUUCCUUUAUCACAACUGUUUAUAACUUUUUAUGAUGUUAUAUGUGCGAGUGCUGUAUGUGUACCGCGUUGUUGGAUGUUAUUAUUUCAUGGACACAAGAUUCGCCAUUACCCAAAGAGAAAUGUGUUCAUGUAUGAAAUUUUUUUCCUUUUUUUUUAUAUAACUUUUAUUUGUAAUAUAACUAUUUAUUGGACCCAGAUUUGCAUUUGCACUAUUUUAAUUAAGCUCUCGUUGAAUAUAGGACCCGCAAUUGUAUUAUUAUUAUGCUCAAAGUGACGUCUAACCGGCAACGAUCGACAGAUCGAGUGAUGUUUGCAUACUAUUAAAAUAAAAUGUCAAUAAAAUUGUAUUUUAAAAGC
This is a messenger RNA of Pieris brassicae (large cabbage white), 5255 nucleotides long. It is a transcript of the gene Madm, whose product is annotated as nuclear receptor-binding protein homolog. Gene Ontology annotation, biological process: intracellular signal transduction; protein phosphorylation; endoplasmic reticulum to Golgi vesicle-mediated transport. Bases 338 to 1909 code for a protein of 523 amino acids. Gene Ontology annotation, molecular function: protein serine/threonine kinase activity; ATP binding. The transcript has 10 exons. The record is from RefSeq and is a predicted model, not a curated record. Lineage: Eukaryota; Metazoa; Arthropoda; Insecta; Lepidoptera; Pieridae. Gene Ontology annotation, cellular component: endomembrane system; cytoplasm.